ACAGGAAGCGAGGAGAUACUCAUGGUGCCCGACUAGAAUGAAGCAACAAUUAUCGGUUAGUAACUUCUGUUCGAAUUAGCGCCUCCACACCAAAGGACACCCUACUACUCGAAAAUAUACGUUAUGGAUUUGGAGGAGAAUGAGGUGGAGAGCAGCAGUGAUGCAGGUCCCUCAGGGAUGGAGGAGCCAUCUGAAAGUGGCAUGGGAAUGGAGUCAUCAGAGGCGAUGUCUGCAGACAGCAGUGAUGCUGCUGCUCCUCAUGCACAGGCCCCAGAGUCUGACUGCCAUGUUGGACAGAGCUCGGAGGGACUUGUGGUGUUCAUCCCAGAAACAAGCUCUAGCACAGAUGUCAGAGUCUCAUCAGUCCAUCUUCCAGACUCCUCUUCAGUGGCCCAGUCCACCAGUGUGUCCAGUGUCUCCACGGUGACUCAGUCGGUGCUUGUGUCUGAGUCAGCUCAAGUGCUGGUCCACUCGAGUGCUGUCUCUGAAGGGGCUAUGAUGGUUUCUGACUCAACUGCUUCUACCUCAUCAGAUCUGGGGUCUGCCAUUGACAAGAUCAUAGAAUCCACCAUCGGCCCCGAUAUCAUGAAUGGUUGUAUAGCUGUGACCAGUGCAGAAGAUGGGGGUGCAGAAACAACCCAGUAUCUAAUACUACAAGGUCCAGAUGACGCAAUAGAAGCUCUCGCCGAAGGUCCCACAUCCACCUGUCUUGACCAGAGAGACCUGCAAGGCAACGUUGAGCCUGACCAGCCCGAUGAUCAGCCUGGACAUUCAGGUUACUUAGAAGACAGCAGCAGCCAGCCUGACCAGCCACAGCACUCCCACCCCUCCCAGUACAUGGACUGCAGUGCAGAUGGUCCAGACCAGACAGAGGAAUCUUCCUCUUCCUAUGUGGAGUGUUCAGGUGAGGAACCUGACCAGACACGCUCCCGUUCAGGCUUCCCUGACUAUAGUGGGAAUAACAGUGACCAGGAUCUGCCUGGUUAUGUGGGGUGCAGUGGAGCUGACUCAAAUCCUACCAGCCGAAGUCACUAUGUGGUGGAGUGCAGUGCUGGGUAUCCUGGGCGUGCAGCGGAUGAGGGGGAGCGGCCACAUCAUUCACGCAGUUACAUUGACAGUAGUGCAGACCACCGGACUCAGACAAGUCGUCAGUAUGCGGCUGAGUAUGGUGGGGAAUGUGUUGUAGCUGCAGAUUCUGAGCAGCCAGGUUGUUCUCGUUACCAAGCGGAGGACGAUGAUGAAGAUGAUGAUCAGAACCAGGAUCCAGAUCAGCCACAGCACUCUCAACAGCAGCCCCAGCACUCCUGUUAUAUGGAGAGCAGCAAUGGCCCAGAGGCUUCUCUCUAUACUGACGACAGUUCCUCUUCAGACCAUCCUCUGGCAGACACGGCAGGUUCAGGUGGACUUCCAGAGGCACUGGAAGGCAGCGAGAGCCAGCCGGGCCCAUUCAUCAGCAGCAGUGGGACCUAUACCUCUAAUGCAGAACCUGAGCUGGCCCAGCACUGCUCACCCAGCAAAGAGGAGCCCCAAGGCUCUCAGGAUGAAGCUGGGCUCGGCAGGGACAUGGAGACAUCAACUGUAGCAGAAGGCUCUGGAGAACGACCGCCAAACCUGGCUGAGUUAGAGGAAAUGAUGGAGGUAGUGAUCGUGCAGCAGUUCAAGUGUAAAAUGUGUCCAUACAAGAGUGCCUCCAAAGAUACUCUUAUCAACCACAUGAGAGACAAACACUUCAAACCUGCAGGGGAAAUGCCAAAGAAGCGUAAACGUGGACGACCUCCUAAAAGUGAGACCUUAGCCCGUCAAAAGGCAGAGAGGGAGGAGGCAGCAAAGAUGAAGGCCGCAGAGUCCCAGCAAGCAGCAGAAGAAGAGGAGGAUGACAUUGUGGAUGAUGGUGCUAUUGAUGAUCCUGAAAAGGACAGCGACUACAACCCAGCUGAUGAAGAUUCCAAAGGAAGACCACCUGCCAUUCUGAAAAAGUCAGCAACUCCCACUUCCUCUUCCUCUUCUCCUCAAGGGCGUCCCCGACGUAAAGCUGGCCGUCCAAGGAAGUACUCAGUUGUAGAUGAAGGCUACAGCAGCAAAGAAGCAGAAAGUAUUGCUAAGAAGCCUAGGGUUUGUUCGGAUGCUAAUGAGUCUGAAGAGGCAAGCUCUUCAGGCCUAGACAAUAGUGCACCCACGGUGACUGAUGGAGAUGCACCUGAGGCAGCAAUUAGCCAGUCAGACUCUGAGAACAAAGAUCCUUCAUCCAACCAACGGACGGAGGUCGAGUACUUCCCAAGAAAACGUGGCAGACCAUCCCGGCGCUUCCUUCGCAAGAAAUAUAAGAAGUAUAUGAAUCGGAAUCGGCACUAUAAAUCUCUCAAACCACUCCUGAGACCUCACAACUGCUACAUCUGUGGGUCACGUUUCCUCACUCUAGAAGACCUGCGCUUCCACAUCGACUCACAUGAAGGCAAUGAUCCGGAGCUCUUCAAGUGCCUGCAGUGCAACUAUCGCUGCAAGCGCUGGUCCUCGCUCAAGGAGCACAUGUUCAACCACGAGGGCACUAAGCCAUUCAAAUGUGAGGAGUGCGAUUACACAAGCGUGUACAAGAAAGAUGUCAUUCGGCAUUCGGCAGUCCACAACAAAGAGCGGAAAAGGAAGACAGAGUCGGUGCCGAAGGCGUCGGAGUUCCCCUGCCCUGUGUGUCACAGGGUGUAUCCCAUGCAAAAGAGACUUACUCAGCACUUAAAAACCCACAGCUCAGAGAAACCACACAUGUGCGAUAAGUGUGGAAAAUCCUUCAAGAAGCGUUACACUUUCAAAAUGCACCUCCUAACCCACAUCCAGAGUCUUGACGACAACAAGUUCAAAUGUGAGUUUUGUGACUACACUUGUGACAACAAGAAGCUGCUGCUCAACCAUCAGCUGUCCCACACCAACGACAGGCCUUUUAAAUGCGACUACUGUAAAUACUCUACUUCCAAAGAGGAGUUUCUCGUCUCCCAUCUGGCCAUCAAACACACAGGCGAGAAGCCUUUCUCCUGUGAUAUGUGUCACUUCAUGACUAAGCACAGGAAGAACCUGCGCCUUCAUGUGCAGUGUCGCCACGCUGAGGCAUUUGAAGAGUGGUCUUUGGCUCACCCUGAAGAGCCUGUAAAGACACGGCGCAGACCUUUCUUCACCCUGCAGCAAAUAGAAGAGCUGAAACAGCAACAUGAAGACACACAGAGCUUGCAGAACACUAUUGUCACUGUGGAUUCUGCAACACUGCAAGCCAUGCAGGGCAUGGAGAACGCCUCAGUGUCCCAGGACGCUUUGGGAAACACCACGAUCAUCUAUGAACAAGCUGAAUCCAGCGACCUAUCUGCUCAGAAUGCCCUGGACCUACUGCUGAAUAUGAGCAAUGCACGGGAGCUGGUUGGGAACUCCUUACAGGUAGCAGUGCUGAAGUCAGAUGGAAAAGCUUUGGAGAAGGGAACAUGGAGCACGGUGACAGCAGCGUCCGGUCAGGCCCAAAAGAUCUUGACCUUCCAUGUUUCUGAGAAUGGCGAGACAGUGCUACAAGAGGCCUACGAGGCUGCCACCUCUGAAACAGGAGAGCUUACCCACAUCGCCAUUGAAGGCUAUGAGGGGGGAGGGGACUUCAGUGUGGUGGAGCAGGCAGCUGAAGAAAUCCGUAGUCCUGGAUAUAGUAAUGUGGAGUCUAGCCCUUCUCAAGCUUUAGAGGUUUCUGGGUCAGAGAGCUUGAAAAGUGACAAGUAUUAUCUUACAUCAGCACUGGCUGAUGGUGUAUUGCAACAAGUGGAGCUGAGCAGCGAAGCUCCAGCUUCUCCCUCUGCAGUGGGCUCUCCCAGUCUCACUACGAAGAGGUUUUCCUGUCGAAUCUGCAUGGAGUCUUUCCAUGGACGCUCGGACAUGGAGAACCACAAGAGGGCGCACGUGGAUGCCAAUACUUUUAAGUGUCCUGACUGUGACUUCACCUCCACCUCCUGGCCUGAGGUCAAGACCCACAUGGGACAGCACUCCUACCUGCGUCCUCACAAGUGUCCAAACUGCAGCUUUGCCUCCAAGAACAAGAAAGACCUACGCAGACACAUGAUGACGCACACCAAUGAGAAACCAUUUUCUUGCAAACUUUGUGGACAAAGGUUUAACCGCAAUGGCCAUCUGAAGUUUCACAUGGAGCGUCUUCACAAUCAGGAUAAUCCUGCUCGCAAAAGUCGAACUACUGCGUCUCAGCAAACUAUAAUAGUUAACAGCGAUGAGGAGGCAUUAGCCACACUACAGUCCCUGCAGGGACAUCAGGCAGUGAUCACUCCAGAGCGGCUGCAGGCUCUAGGACAGGAGCACAUCAUUGUAGCUCAGGAACAAGCACUGUCAGACCAGGAGGAAGGUGCAUACAUCCAGCAGAUAACCACCAUAGACGGGCAGACGGUCCAGCAUCUGAUGACGGGAGACAACCAGGUGACUGAGGUCCAGUAUAUCAUCUCACAGGAUGGAGUUCAACACUUACUUCCUCAAGAGUAUGUAGUAGUAGCUGAUGGCAACCACAUACAGAUGCCAGACGGACAGAUAAUCCAGUACGAACAUGACAGAACCAUUGUUCAGGAGCAACAGAUUGCUGUAAGUCACGACGGUCAGAUCCAGUACCUACCUGUCAGCUCUGAUCAACAAAUCGUGAAUGCUGAAGAUCUGGAGGCUGCUGCCCACUCUGCUGUCACAGCUGUAGCAGACGCAGCCAUGACACAGACCCAGACAGUCUACACUGAGGCUACACCUGAGCAACUGGAAGAGCUGCAGCAACAGGGCAUCCACUAUGAUGUCAUUACUUUCUCCAAUGAAUAGAGAUACAAGUGCGCCAAGAGGAGGACCAAUACAAACCACUAUGAGCUAACAGAACAGUGACCUCAACUUAUUUAUGCAUCUAGCUGGUGAAGUGAAAAUAGGCCUUAUCUCCUGCCCAGCAUCACCUGCUCGGGGCGGCUGCAUCAGUCAAGAUCAACAGCUUCUUGUAAAUUUCAAUUACUGUACGCAGUGCUUCUAAUUUAUUCAUCGGUACUGGAACGUUGGGCUCUUCUCUAAUUAUUUAAACCGAAUUGUGUACAUGUGCCCCAACAGCUCCCAUGUGCAAGACAAUGUUAUUAAAAAUUAUAAAAUAGCUUAUUUCAUGUUAUUGAAAGUGUCCUAAUGAACAUUUUAGUUUUUGAAUGGAAUGAAAUGAAAAGGCACGCUUUAUUUUUGAUGUGUAAUCAGAUAAGUUCAUUAAUAAAAUGCCACAAUAUUGUUUUUACAUAAUAUUAUGUACAUACAUUUCGCAUGUGUCUUCUGUUGUGCAAUGGAAGACAUGUUUUGAUUUGAUGAGUAUAAAGUGUUUAAUAUGUUCAAAGCUGACACCAAAUAAAUCACUUUAUACAUGUA
This is a messenger RNA of Neolamprologus brichardi, 5400 nucleotides long. Its product is annotated as zinc finger protein 335-like. Gene Ontology annotation, molecular function: RNA polymerase II cis-regulatory region sequence-specific DNA binding. The record is from RefSeq and is a predicted model, not a curated record. Gene Ontology annotation, biological process: positive regulation of neurogenesis; brain development; positive regulation of transcription by RNA polymerase II. Gene Ontology annotation, cellular component: nucleus. Lineage: Eukaryota; Metazoa; Chordata; Actinopteri; Cichliformes; Cichlidae.